Amborella trichopoda is the source of this 3919-nucleotide messenger RNA. Its product is annotated as GDSL esterase/lipase. The record is from RefSeq and is a predicted model, not a curated record. Lineage: Eukaryota; Viridiplantae; Streptophyta; Magnoliopsida; Amborellales; Amborellaceae.
AAAGCGAAGCAGCGAGAAUGUGUGCCCUCUCGUAGUCUAAUCUCUCUCUACUUUCUCUCUCUAAAAAAAGAAGCCAUGGGGGGCGAGGAGCAGAAGGCUUGUGUGCACCCUCUGGUUUCAGCAGUGGACAAGCUCAAGAACCUCUUAAGUUCCAGUGAGAAGGUUAUGAAAACCUUUUUAUCGCUCCAUUCUCCCUCACCACACACCAAUCCUAUAGAGAUCUUAAAGCGACUUCAGCGAGAAGCGUUCUCUGAUUUGAUGAAGCUCAGGGAAAGACAGGAUAAAACUGAGCGCAUGCUUGCAUUCUUUAGUUCUACAAAGGGAAACCCAUUCCAAGAAUCAAGUACUCAUAUCAAGGGAGAGGUCGAUCUUGGGGGAGCCCUGUUGUUCUUAGGGGAGAGAAAUUUUAGCCAGGUUCAUAACAUCUUGGAUGCUAUAGGAAUGAGGACUGGAGCCCAUACAAGGUUCACUUUUCAGACACCUGUUAGACAGAAAGACACUCUGGUCACUGAAUUUGUUGCUUCCCAGACAAAUGGGGUUGUUGGUGGCACACUUUCUCUUGGAAAAGUGCUCUAUCUGGCAAAUAUAACUGAUUGGUUUUCUUUGAUUGCUAUUCCAGUGGGUGCUAUUGGGAAAGAUCUUGGAACUGUUCUGAAUCCUUCACAGGAUCAUGGUCUCACUGAUUUUUCAGCGUUGGGUCCACCUGUCUUUAGUCAGCCCCUGGGUUGUGCUGCUGGGAUAACCCUACAAGGACUAAAAGGUUCUGCUUCUAUGGCUGAGCUUGUAUCUGGGUUUGGUGCACAAUCUGGGCCUGAGAAUGAUAGGGAGGCUAAUGUCUACGGUUUCAGCACUUUUGCACAAUUACUCAUCCAUCUUGCACAGGGGACGAGACUCAGUCUUUAUGGUCUUCAUCGCAAUACCCGACCAUUAACAAAAGGUUGGAAACAGGGAACACAUGUCAUUUCCAAUCUCCCAUCAGAAUACCCCUCGGGUUGUGACACAUCUCGCGGUAUGUCAAGUUUAGAUGCUACACACAAUAAUCCCUCAAAUUCAUUGAAAUCAGUUGGUCUUAUGCUGGAGUCUGAGGUUGAUGAUAGUAUGAGAAUUGGAGGUUGGUUUGAGUAUCAAAAAACUGAGCUCAGGUCUUUAAACUGGGCUGUCUCUAUUAUAGAUGAUUCUGAUAACGGGCUAGGAUGGGGUUUCAGCGUUGGGGGUUCCACUAUGAGUUCUGCUACCUUAUUGGGAACAGUACCACAAACGGAGUGUGAGAAUAAAUCUAUGCAACUACAAUUGGAAGCCUUCCUUAAAUUGAAUUUGGGGAAGAGAUGCAGCUUGCAGCCUGGAUUUCUUUGUGUGGUUGAUGGGCAAACUCGAAUUCCUGCCUUGAUGCUUCGAUCAAGGUGGCACUUUUAAAGGGUAGAAUUUCCUGUGAAUAUCAGCAUUUUAUGGUCUUGAGAAUGGAAUUCUUUGCAUGCAAGGUCUGUCUACCAUUUCAUAUUCACAUAUGCUGUCCAUUCUCAAUUUUGAGACACUAUGAUCCUCAUUUCCAGGUAUCUUUGGCAUCUCUCUUUACAUUUGUUAUUUGUAGCAUGAUUCAUCCAACUAGUAGAAAGCAAAAGAAAAGGAAAGAUCCUUAUACGUGCAUCAAUGCUUACUCAGUACAUAUUCUUCUCCACAAUGAGCUUCGGAUAGCACACAAUCCAUUUUUCCCCAGCACCAUCUGUUUUAUGAAAUAGUUAAGGAUUGAAAAAAACAAAUCUAGUGUGGACUGCAUCCAAAUAAAAAUUUUGUAGUUUCAAGCGGGCUGGGGGGAAUUGGUGUUGAUUAAGUUAUUUUGGCACUCCUCGAACAAGAAGAUAUGUUGUUCUUUUCAAUUUGUUUUGCUGUUUCUUGUCAAGUUUCUUUGUCCUUAGUCUAACCUACAUGCAUUUCUGUAACUUUUGAUUGGAUGGUUAAAUUUACUGAUGAGCAUUUCUGUGACAACUCUAGUUAGUUAAAUCAUUCCCAGAAAAAUGUGUGAUCUUGCUAUUUUGUAAAAUGUUACUGUAAUUUCUUGAAGGUAUUAUUAGUUCCUAAAUUAAUACCUGACUAGAAAGUCUAUGUUGGCUUUUACCACUCUAUUCUGAGUAGUUUUUUAAAAUGUUGGUAAACUCUAAUCUGCGAGGAAUUAUCAUGGUCCAAAGAUUUUCUUCUGAGAUAUGAAUACAUAUAAUAAAACAGAGUAGGAAGCCUCAAAUUUUUUUUUGAAAAGGGAAGCCUCAAUUAUUUUUGACCUCCCAAUUAUGAUCAGCUCAUUGGACAGUUUGGCAUGCACUAUUCUGCUUAAACUGUUCUCAUAGCUGAAAUAAACCGAGAUAUUUAACAGCCAAAGUACACUGCUGACCUGUAAUCCCCACAGGUAGUUGGGUGGUUGAGCAAAUACCACCAUUCUUAUCGACCUUAGGGCUAAACACUAAGUACAUGGACUAUAUUUUUUUGAAUUCGUUGAUUUGUACAUUAAAUUAUUAAGUAUAAAAGGUGUACACUGUGCUCGUAACAUUAGCUGACCAAAAUUGUGGACAGAGUGUAUAGUCUUGUGCAAAAAAGAAAAACAAAAAAAGCAGGUCACCCACUCCGUUUGGGGGUGAGUAAUUACGAAAGUUGUGCUGGUAACCCCCUCUUUGGCUUGUGUAUCCUCUACUGCAUUAGCCUCUUGCCAGGUAUGCUUGAAGGUCACUGGUAGUGAUCUUUAGUGUACAGAGAUUUGGUCAAAUACUUUUCUCUAAUCUUCAUGGACACAUGGAAGCUCUCUUAGCCCAAUUUGUCACAUUCUUAGAAACACCUUCCCCUAGCAGUGAGGAACAGCAGCUUCUAUUGAGCAGUUUGACGUCUUCAAGAAGAGCUUUGGCCUCGGUUCGAUGUAACAACCCCAAGCGGCCUGUUUAAGACAGCAGCAAAGCAUCUCCAAAAAUACCCCCGCCUCUGGUCCUGAGUUUCCAAGAAAGCAUUCAUCAAAAUUGAGUUUAAUAGUGCCUGUUUCUGGUACUAACCAGUAGUUAGAUCUAGGGAUAAGAUGACUUUCCAGUUAAGUGCUAAAUCGGUCAUACUCUAAAUCUGUCAAUGAGUAUGACCUGGAGCCCUUAGGUUUUUUGCCCAAGAAACGACAGCAUCUUGAUCCUAUUCUUGAUGGCCCUUAACUGAGACUCACGAACCUCAGAUCUGCCUAUUAUGUUCCAGUCAGAUGGCCCACACAGAGGCAAGGAUGGCAACUAUGAAGCAAGCUCGAGGCGGGGAAAGUGGGGGAGAAAUAGGUCACAGAUAAUUGCUUUAUAGUCGCCUGGUGUAACCCAGCAGCUAGCAAACAUAUUAAUUAGGAAAGAGUAGAUCUGACCUGGCACAGAGCAGAUUGAUUCGUCACUGGAUUUACACAACUCAUUGGCUAGUGAGUGAAUGCCCCUCCGCUGAAUAUUUUUGAUGGUGCGAGCCUUUUCGCUAAUGACAAGCCAUCUAAACAUGCAGGAAUGCACCAAGCCUUGCCAGCAAACACAGGGGCCUCGCUGUUAGGCUGCAGAUCAUUGAGAAAGGAUGCAACAGAGAAGGAGCCGGAGGACAUCUCCUAUAAAAAUACCAAAGAGGAGGAGCCAGAGUACACGGACAACAUUGAAAAAGCAAAUAAGACGUCUAUUAAGUUGAGGAAUCUGUAUAGUAAAGUACUUAAUAAAAGGAGGAACACCUAGUAGAUAUUAGAAGUUUCUGGGACAUCUGAUAGAAGUACCCUUUCAAUGAAAGGAAUUAAUUGCUCAUAGAUCCUUUCUUGUUUUUUAAUGUAAAUGAUGCAACCAGAUAUAAAUCCUAGUAGAUAUUAAUUAUUUUUUACUUUUGAGAUAUCUGAUUGAAGUACCCUUUCAAUAAAAGAGGAAUGAAAUGCUUAUAGAUCUUU